GCUCUCCGGGCUCCGGCCCGGCCCCGCUCUCCGGCUCCGGCCCGGCCCCGCGCCGACCCCGGCCAUGACCCCGUCCAGCCGGCAGCAGGGCUCCUGGCUCCGUGCCGUGCCCGCCUGGCCCCGCUGGUUCCCGGCACGCCGGCCUCGCACAGCGGCACAUGGCGGCCCUGCGGGCGCUGCUGCUCCUCGGGCUGCUCCUGGCGGCGCGGGGGCACGGGGCGCACAGACGGCGGCCGCCCCCUCCCCAGAGUGCGCUGGAAAGAGUGAAGGCUCAAGAGGGGCUCAGCCUUCACCAGCUCUCAGGGAAGUGGUUCCUGGUCGGCAUGGCCUCCCGCUGCAGCUACCUGGCAGAGCACAGCCACCAGCUGGAGGCCACGACAGUGACAAUGACCGUCCUGGACGGGCAGAGCCUGGCCAUCAGCACCUUCAGGAAGCUGGACAGGAUGUGCUGGGAAAUCAGGCAGCACUACCUUCCCGCCCAGGCUCCUGGACACUUCCUGCUGAAGGGCCACAGGAAAAGCAGCAAAGUGGAUGUGGUGGUGGGUGAGGCUGACCCCAGCAGCUUCGCCAUCCUCUAUUACCAGAAGGGCCGCAGCAUCUCUGUUAAGCUCUAUGGACGGAGCAGCCUGGUCAGCGACGCCAUCGUGGACAAGUUCGAGCAGCGCGUCAGGGCUGUGGGUCUGAGUGAGGAUGUCACCUACUACUUCCCCACCUAUGGGUUUUGUGACUCUGCAGAUGAGUUUCACGUCCUCGAUGAAACGAAGCUGUAGGUGCAGAUGGAGUUGCCAGGGGUCCCAGAGCUCAGCCCUCACCUCAGCCAGCUGCCCAUGGCCACACGACCUGAGCACCUCAGCCCCUCCAGCUGUGCUGGCAGCUGCGUCUGUCCUUGUCCUGUGCCCCCAGCUUGUGUCCCCCCUCUGCUCUGUGCCCCACUCUCCUGCAGGAGCCAGCAACACCCCAAUAAACGCCUCAGAGAAGA
Messenger RNA from Passer montanus (Eurasian tree sparrow), 979 nucleotides. It is a transcript of the gene C8G, whose product is annotated as complement C8 gamma chain. Gene Ontology annotation, cellular component: membrane attack complex. NCBI's taxonomy places the organism in Eukaryota, Metazoa, Chordata, Aves, Passeriformes, Passeridae. Bases 159 to 770 code for a protein of 203 amino acids. The transcript has 7 exons. Gene Ontology annotation, biological process: complement activation. The record is from RefSeq and is a predicted model, not a curated record.